AGUUUCGAUCAGUGUAAUGACCCACAUAUAGUGACGAGCAGAAUUAGUCAAGACACUUUUGUGAAUGGAGAGUUUGUAUCCCUUUUUUCACUAUCUUUGAUUUGGUGGAGAGGGGAAAACCUGGACUAAGACCGGCAAAAUGAGGCUCACCACGAGAGCUGAAGAAGUUGAGCACGACAACUUGUCCGAUUACCUGGACGCAAUAGACGCACCCAUAAAACGGGCUACGGACGCACUCUUGGCCGACCAAAAAGAGGAUGGUCAUUGGGUGUACGAAUAUGAAUCGGACGCAACGUAUCCUGCCGAAUACAUCUUCAUGGCUCGCUUUCUAGGCGAAACGCCGAACCUAGAGCUGGAACAAAAGAUCGCGCGCUACUUGCGACGCACACAACUUCCGGACGGAGGGUGGUCACUCUACGCCAAGGGUCCGACGUCGAUCCACUCAAGCGUGUGCGCCUACUUGGCCCUCAAGAUGAUCGGCGACUCCCCAGAUGCAGAGCAUAUGAUUCGCGCCCGCAAGGCGGUCCUAGCAGCGGGCGGCGCGGAAGCCGCAAACGUCCUCACACGUAUUCGCCUCGCUUUGCAAGGUAUAAUCUCAUGGGAUGCUGUACCCGCAAUACCCCCAGAGAUCAUGUAUCUGCCGAGAUGGUUCCCAUUUCACUUGUCGAGGGUGGCAUGCUGGGCCCGCACCAGCAUUGUACCACUGGCAGUGCUCAGUACAAAGCGAGCGGUCGGGAGACCUCACGGCGUUCGCAUUGACGAAUUGUUCCAUUGCCCGCCCAAGCAGGUCGGCUUGUUGCCGCGCGCACCACACCAAAGCACCUUAUGUUUCUCAUUCUUCAGCGCUGUGAACACCAUCUUGCGUUCGGUCGAGCCGCUCAUUCCGCCAAAAUUGCGCCAGAGAGCAAUCGACCGGGCGGUGUCAUGGGUUGAAGAUCGAGUACGACCCGGACAAGGCCUCUUCGCUGCCACAUUCAUGUCUAUAAACGCUCUAUUUAUGUUUGACGCGCUCGGUUACCCGCCAACUCACCGGAGCCGCGCCAUCUUGCGGAAGUUCGUUGAGACGUCAGUCCUUGUUCGCGACGAAGAGGCCUACGUCCAAACAUGUUUGUCUCCCACGUGGGACACGCCGCUCGUGGCGCACGCUCUCCUGGAAACGCGCGAGCCACGCGCUGCGAUGGCCGCACGGCGCGGACUUGAGUGGCUGCGCCCGCGGCAGAUUCUGGACGUGCGAGGCGAUUGGGCCGUGAUGAAACCCAACUUGCUCCCCGGAGGCUGGCCGUUUCAGUAUGGAAAUUGUUCCUACCCGGACAUCGACGAUACGGUGAUCACUGUGCUGGCAAUGCACCGUGCAGAUCCGAAGGCAUUCGCCGAGUCGAUAAAGCGAGGGCGCGACUGGGUGGUCGGUAUGCAGACCGCCAACGGAGGCUGGGCCUCUUUCGAGGUCGACAACACUGACUACUGGCUGAAUUACCUCCCGUUCUCGGACCACAAUUGGACCAUCGAUCCUCCCACCGCGGACGUAACUGGCCGAUGUCUGUCCAUGCUUGGGCAGCUAGGUGAGCUGUCGGAAACAAGUGUACCGUCUCGCCGCGGGCUGGACUUCCUCCUCAACGAGCAAGAGACCGACGGCAGUUGGUUUGGAAAAUGGGGCAUUAAUUACACCCAUGGUACUUGGAGUGCGUUAUGUGCGCUAAAUGUGAUGGGUAUCCCCCACGAUGAUCCGAGGAUGAAGCGUGCAGUGGAAUGGCUUGUCUCAGUCCAGAACGAAGACGGGGGGUGGGGGGAGGAUGCGUGCAGCUACGAGCGUGGUCACUACGUGGGGGCACCCAGUGCUCCAACGCAGACAUCUUGGGCGCUGCUCGGGCUUAUGGGUGCUGGUGCCGUCGGCCAUCCUGCGACGGCGCGUGGUAUUGGAUGGUUGAUCAAGACGCAGUGUGGACAUGGCCUAUGGGAAGAGGAAUGCGACAACGGGGUUUGUGCACCGAUCCUUCCCUUUCAUCACCACCAUGGCUACUACAGGUAUUUUCCACUUUGGGCUUUGGCGCGGUAUCGAAAUCUGAGACUCGACGGCACAACCCGCGUUUCGCUCGGGUUGUGAAACUUUGUCGAACACAUGCUCUUCCUGGCCGUUUCGGCCAGAACUCUGCUUUUGGCUCCCGCCGCUGGAGCUGUGGCGCGAAGUGUGAAUUUAACAAUUUUGCAGUCUCGGCAAAAAACAAAUAUAACUGUCUGUUGUCGAUGAAAACGAACAAAUUUAAUGUGAGCGAAUUCUUUUAAUAUGAAAACUCAUUUGCUUUUAGUAUUGUGGCUGUUUUAUUUUUUAUUUAUUUAUUUUUUUUCAUUUUUAUCAACAGCAGACGAUUAUGUUUGUUUUUGGCUGAGACUGCAAAAUUGUUGACUUUCAAAUAUUGCGCCACAGCUCUAGUGGCAGGAGCCGAAAUCCGAAUUCUGGCUGAAAGGGUCGGGAAGAGCAUACCUACGUUUCACUUACCUUUUGUCGAACAAGCAUAUCCACGAUGUCAAUAAUGGAUUCGUUAGACGUGUCGUGGGGCCAUCUAUCGAUUAUGUGAAGUCGUUGAGUGGUACAACACAAUGGAAUCUUCUCACCUGGCGAGCACUCGCGAUUUAUGAAAUUAAAGCUGUCUUUUUUUUUUAAAUAAAAAAGGAGCCAUAAAUUACCGCGUUAGUGCAUGCAAAAUCUCAACCGUAUGUUUAAGGAAUGUAAUAUUUAAUGCUUACUAUGUUCCUAUUUUAAAAUCCAACCUUACUGAUCUUACCAACCAAUCUUACUGGUCGAUAUUAUGCUUUAUUUUAACGAUUUUAAAAUAAAUAAAAAUUUCACCGAUCAACACUAUGUUUUAUUUUAACUACAAAAAUUCUCGCAAAUUCUCUCUUUUUGAAAAAAAUGUAGAAAAAACCAAAAAAAAUAAAAAACAGCAGAAAUAUGUA
Messenger RNA from Bemisia tabaci, 2952 nucleotides. Lineage: Eukaryota; Metazoa; Arthropoda; Insecta; Hemiptera; Aleyrodidae. The record is from RefSeq and is a predicted model, not a curated record.